Messenger RNA from Hyla sarda, 1978 nucleotides. RefSeq names its product family with sequence similarity 110 member D (gene FAM110D). Lineage: Eukaryota; Metazoa; Chordata; Amphibia; Anura; Hylidae. The coding region runs from base 188 to 1321 and encodes 377 amino acids. The transcript is spliced from 3 exons. The record is from RefSeq and is a predicted model, not a curated record.
UGAUAAAUCUCCCCAUGUAAGUAGAAAAAGAAAACAAAGGUGCACUCCUAGUGUAGAGGUCUCAGUUGAAAGAUGUGAUUCAUGGACAGUGUCGGGACACCUUCUGCAACAGCUGCUUGAGUGAUCAGCUGCAUUAGAGACCACAUGGCAUUAUCCUUUGGCAAUCCAUGACUCAUUAGAUGUUACCAUGACACCAAUGACACAUCUUGUACCUCUCAGUGGAUCCAGUGGAAGAGUGACUGCAUCUGACCGUCUUGAGGCAGAUAAAGCCAAAUAUGUGAAAUCUCCACAAGUCAUACAUCGCAGGCAAAACCCAGCCAUCAACACCAAAUUCACCCCGGUGCUGUCAAGGAAAGCCAGCCUACUACCACCAUUACAAACUGAAUACUCUUUUAACAAUCUCUGUAGCUCAACUACACAACAGAAAUCUCGAAAGCAAAGUGACUCCGAUUUUGACAAGAGUAAUGAUGUGUUUCAAACAUCUCCCAUAUCUAGCCCUUUGAUUCCAGAAGAAAAAUUCAAACCAAAAACUGUUCAAUCUCAUUCUAGCAGCCUCUCUCCUAGUGUCCCGAGAAAGCAAGCAAAUCUUAGUUUUAAGCCUCAGAAAGAACAGACAAGUAGUCCAAAUUGCAAAUGUCCUUUGUCACCAAGUUUUUUAACAUCCAACCAUGGAAAUCACCUACAGACAACCCCAGGGUCUCCUACAGCCAGUCCUCACUGUUUAAGGAGAUUAAGUGGUAAAAGAAUGAACCGACCAGACUCUCUGAUAAUUUACAGACAAAAACGGGAUGUGGCAUUAUCUAGCAAAGAAAACAGUAAUGAGGAGGCAGGCCUGGUCAUUCGGCUUCUGCAAGGGACACCACUAUUAAAAAGAAGUUCUCGGUUUUCACAAAAUCCAGCUCAAACCUGCAACCAGGAAGUACCACUUUCACCUCAGUUGCCAAGAGGGAAGGAAAAAGCCUUUGUUUGCCAGUCUCAUUGCCCCACAACCUCUAAUGUUCAAGAAGUCCAACUAGAAGAGCAGCUGACUUUUACUGAUUAUGAAGCCCAAACCUUUUUUGAGAGCUGUGGGCUGGAAGGUAGCUUGUUGAACUUGCUUAAUAGCUACCAAAAGGGAGGGAACACACCAAUGGGUAGCUUGGAAUCCAUGGACAGAGUAAGUUGUGCUCUUGGUGUUGCAGAAGAAGAGAAGGAAGUAAAAACUCCUGUAUCUGUAAUUGAGCGUAAUGCGCGUGUAAUAAAGUGGAUAUAUAGCUGUCAUCAAGCACGUAGCAUUGGAGGACAGGGAAAUAAGCAGCUGGCAAGGGAAUCUACAGUUUGAUGUGGCCACAACAUAGCUCAGUACUAUUAUAAGCUGUAGAACACUCAUGGAGAUUUUCAGCACAAGGAAAAGAAACAGCGGUAAUGUUCUACAACCUACCAAUUCUAUUUCUGACACAACUUGCAAAACUUGUAAAAUUCAAAAUUGAAAGGUACCUGUCAGGAGAAUUUGUGUCCCAUACCUCCAUCAACCUGUUAUCAGGGUCGUAAAAUAUUGAUAAUGAUACUCUUGUAUAUCCUGGCCAAUAUAACAUAAUAUGGAAAAAGAACUUUGAAAACAGUUCAAAUUGCCUUUAAAGAGGCAUUAAGUAAAGGCACCAUCUCUAAGCCAUUUUAGUAACUAAUUUGAAUACAGCAUGCGCUAUUUUCAAAGUUCUUUUUCUACGUUAUGUUACAACAGCCAGGAUAUACAAAGGCAUAAUUGUCAACCUGUUACAUUCCUGGAUAACAAGUUGGUGGAGGCUUGGGGGCCUAAAUCUUUCUGACAGGUCCCCAGUAAAUGUAUACCGUGUUUUUGGCGGCCCACUCUCCCUGUUUUAUAGACAACCGUCUUUUUUAUGUCACUGCUUGUUGCCACCUAUCUUGCUUUAUAACAUUUAUUGUGUCUAAUGGCAAUAUUAUUGUAUUGAGAAAAUCAAAAUGUUCUAAUAAAUUAAAA